Messenger RNA from Procambarus clarkii (red swamp crayfish), 840 nucleotides. Its product is annotated as P-selectin glycoprotein ligand 1-like. NCBI's taxonomy places the organism in Eukaryota, Metazoa, Arthropoda, Malacostraca, Decapoda, Cambaridae. The record is from RefSeq and is a predicted model, not a curated record.
AUGAAAUCAUUUGUGAUCGAGAGAGAACAGAGAGGAACUCGAGGAGGCUCACACAGAGCAGCGACGAGCUGGCACGUGAAGCACAGUGAAGGGCGAUCACGUGAAGCACAGAGCAGUGACGAGCAGUCAUGUGAAGCACAGAGCAGUGACGAGCAGCCAUGUGAAGCACAGAGCAGUGACGAGCAGUCACGUGAAGCACAGAGCAGUGACGAGCAGCCGUGUGAAGCACAGAGCAGUGACGAGCAGCCAUGUGAAACACAGAGCAGUGACGAGCAGUCAUGUGAAGCACAGAGCAGUGACGAGCAGUCACGUGAAGCACAGAGCAGUGACGAGCAGCCGUGUGAAGCACAGAGCAGUGACGAGCAGCCAUGUGAAGCACAGAGCAGUGACGAGCAGUCAUGUGAAGCACAGAGCAGUGACGAGCAGUCACGUGAAGCACAGAGCAGUGACGAGCAGCCGUGUGAAGCACAGAGCAGUGACGAGCAGCCGUGUGAAGCACAGAGCAGUGACGAGCAGCCAUGUGAAGCACAGAGCAGUGACGAGCAGUCACGUGAAGCACAGAGCAGUGACGAGCAGCCGUGUGAAGCACAGAGCAGUGACGAGCAGCCAUGUGAAGCACAGAGCAGUGACGAGCAGUCAUGUGAAGCAGAGAGCAGUGACGAGCAGCCGUGUGAAGCAGAGAGCAGUGACGAGCAGCCGUGUGAAGCACAGAGCAGUGACGAGCAGCGGUGUGAAGCAGAGAGCAGUGACGAGCAGCCGUGUGAAGCAGAGAGCAGCGACGAGCGCUCACGUGAAGCACUAAACUCUAAUUACAUCAGAUAUGUUAAUGUGGUGAGGUGA